Messenger RNA from Colletotrichum lupini, 2916 nucleotides. RefSeq names its product saccharopine dehydrogenase. Lineage: Eukaryota; Fungi; Ascomycota; Sordariomycetes; Glomerellales; Glomerellaceae. Gene Ontology annotation, cellular component: cytoplasm. The transcript has 11 exons. Bases 1 to 2916 code for a protein of 971 amino acids. The record is from RefSeq and is a predicted model, not a curated record. Gene Ontology annotation, molecular function: saccharopine dehydrogenase activity.
AUGAACAUCUUUUCGUUCCUUUUCGUGCUUAGCUUGGCACGGAAUGCUUUCGCCGCCGAUAAUACCAACACGAAGUUCACAUACCCCGUGAAACCGGCCGGUCUUGAAGGCCCCACGUUCGAAUCAGGCCAGAACGUCGUCUUCAACUGGACGACAGAUGCUGACAAGCUUAACUUGCUUCUCUGGACAAACAAGAACACCCGAUCAAUCACGUUAGGAAAGAGCAUCUCGUCCAAGUCCUUCACUUGGACAGUAGACUUUUAUGCCUUUUCGAAGACCGACCCGCCCAGCGACACGUACUAUUUCCUUGGACUUUUUGUUGAUGGCUCGACGAGCACUUCGGCUCAAUCUUCAAGAUUCUUCAUCACACUACCUGAUGGGAGUGAAUCCGGGUCCACUUCAACUUCAACACUCCUCACUCCUUCGCCAACUAGUGAUUCGGCAACCACGACUUCAUCGGAGAGCUCUUCAGCAACGGCGGCGAGUGUUACUUCGACACCCGGGUCCGGUACUGAAGGUCUCGGCGCAGGUGCCAUAGCUGGUAUCGUUAUCGGGGCCAUUCUGGGAGUAGGCUUAUCCGUUUUCAGGGAGAAAUCUAAGUUUCACCAAAGAUCGCUGCGGACGCCAAAUACCAUUCUCCUCCUGUGCAAGAGGCACCCGGAGACGGGAACGUUUCUCGGUCACCGCCACCAGUUGAGCUUGGAUAAGAUUUACGCGAGUACCAGAAGUCGUACAGUCGGACUCACCAUAUGGCCUUGGGCAUGGUAUACCCAGCGCGCUCGACAUUGCGAGUUGCUGAGAAACUCAGUAGAUGGGUUUAUUCGCUCGGUUUCGUUGUCUAAUCAGUCAGCUACUGGCGCUGGCCCAACGGCAUCGUAUAACCUAACUGUCGGCAACCCGGUCGGCCGAUCGGCCGAUGAGACUGGCUGCGCAAUCAAUCUGCUGGAAGCCGACAACUUCGCAUGCAAACCAGUUGAAUUACGCAUUUCAAGGCAAGAAUAUGGUAGUUUGAGUGAAGAGCGAGGACGGCUACAUAUCAAGGUGACCGAGGGCCAAGCUUAUAAGAACGGUAAUGUGAAUAGCUCAUCUCCUUCUCAUCCUCUCAAAACAACAGCUUCAAAGAAAACACCUGAUCUAACAACUACUUUUGUUUCUUCACGAACUGGGAAUCGCGUUCAUAGAAUGUCUGAAAAAAAGAUUCUUAUCCUGGGAAGCGGCCUGGUGGCCAAGCCAUGUGUCGAAUAUCUGCUUCGCAAUGAGAAGAACAAGUUGACAAUAGGUAUUCCAUUCCGCUUCCAUUCUAAAUCACUAUCAGAGGUCACUAACACUUUUGUAACAGCUUGCCGAACCCUUUCGACAGCCGAAAGUUUGGCUUCAAAUCAUCCUCGAGCCAGCGCUAUUUCUCUGGAUGUGGCAUCUCCAAAGCUCGAUAGCCAUGUGGCAUCUCAUGACCUGGUAAUUUCACUUGUCCCAUUCAUUCAUCACCAGAAUGUCGUCGAAGCUGGCAUACGUGGCAAAACUCACGUCGUGACUACGAGCUACGUGUCUCCGGCGAUGAGAGAAUUGGAAUCUGAAGUGAAGGCUGCCGGGAUCACGGUUCUGAAUGAAGUUGGCCUCGAUCCUGGAAUCGACCACCUCUACGCUAUUCGUAUCAUUGACGAAGUUCAUAGCAAGGGAGGAAAAAUCAAGGAAUUCCAUUCGUACGCCGGCGGCCUCCCAGAUCCAGAGUGCUCCAAUAACCCCCUGCGCUUCAAAUUCUCCUGGUCGCCCCGAGGCUCGCUCCUUGCGCAGCUCAACCCGGCAUCCUACUUCCAGAAUGGUCAGAUCGUUGAUGCUUCCCGCGAAGAUCUCAUGAAGCAGGCCAAACCAUACCACGUGAUGGACGGGUACUCGUUCCUCGCAUAUCCGAAUCGGAACUCCGUCCCUUUUCGGGAGUUUUACAGAAUUCCUGAAGCGGAGACGGUUGUGCGCGGGUCGCUGCGGUAUGAAGGGAACCCGGCUUUUGUGGCGGCGUUGACGAAGCUCGAAUUGCUGGACACGCAGCCACUGACAUGGCUGGAGAAGGAUAGUGAUGGUUUGAUGUUGCGGGAGGUUUUCGGACGGGCUGUUGGUGCUGCCGGGACUGAUGAAGAGACACUUACCACCCGCAUUGAUGAGAUUUGCGAAUUUCCGGACAUCACUGAGAGGAACAGAAUCAUUGACGGCCUGCGAUGGAUCGGGCUCUUUUCCGACAAUCCGGCAACCCUCCGCGGCAAUCUCCUAGACACACUGUGUGCGGAGCUCGAAAGGCUCAUGAGCUAUCAGCCCGAUGAGAGAGAUCUGGUCAUGCUCCAGCACAAGUUCAUCGUUGAGUGGAAAGAUGGUAGUAGAGAGACCAUCACAUCGACACUGGAGCUCUUCGGAGAACCUGGUGGGCAUUCAGCCAUGGCCAGGACCGUAGGUGUUACCUGCGGUAUUGCUACCCAGCUAUUAAUGGACGGGGAACCUGCUUUGAAUGUGCCGGGGGUGUUGGCACCCUACACUUCAGAGAUCUGUGACCCCAUUCGCAAGUUGCUCGAGAAGGAGGGGAUUAGCAUGCUCCGUAAGACUGGUAUCACGCACCAUAUUGUGGUCAAUAAAGGCUCGAUCCUUCUUUCGCUUCAUCUUGUGUUAGCUUUCGCCAAAUCCAAACAUCUUGACACUGUUUCUCCAGGCCGCAUCAGCAACUUCAUCCACACUCAACCCCUUGAGCCCCGCCACGACAAAAGCCACCCUGUCCAUGGUACAACUCUCAUUUCUCCCCUUCACCAUGAGGCCCAACUCGAACUUGUCCUUCUUCUUGCUCUGCGGCAAAGCCGACGCGUUACCAAGAUACCUCUUCGCCACCUCCGAGCCCGCCGGUAUCUCACCCCACGGUGCAUCCGUCUCGAUUUGUAA